This is a messenger RNA of Dothidotthia symphoricarpi CBS 119687, 2979 nucleotides long. RefSeq lists its product as uncharacterized. The transcript is spliced from 4 exons. Bases 1 to 2979 code for a protein of 992 amino acids. Lineage: Eukaryota; Fungi; Ascomycota; Dothideomycetes; Pleosporales; Dothidotthiaceae. The record is from RefSeq and is a predicted model, not a curated record.
AUGCGUUCCCAUCGCUGCCUCGUUCUCUGCGUGGCGCUCUUCCUGUGUCUGCAGUUAGUGGUCGGAGUUCCUCACUCAGCCGUGCGUAGACAGAAUGAGUCUGAAUCGCCUACGACAACGGAGACUGGACUUUCACGGUCUUCGUCUAGUAUCACGCCGUCUCAAACAUCUGCCUCACUGCAGACAGUGUCCGAUAGCUCCUCAUCGGCAGCACGUACCUCAGUCCGCUCAUCGAGCUCGGUACCCGCCGUGACCACAUCCUAUGCAACCACUUCCACUGCGCCGACCUCGUCGGCCUCUGCUGCAGUCGAUUCUCAGACCUUACUGCCAUAUCAGCCAAAAUUGACACCGGCUAUGGGCAUAAGCGGCGUGGUACUAAUUCUCACCGGUAUAGUCUAUGCUACCAUUGGUUUCAAGAACAAAUGGAUCUAUGUUUUUGGUUCUGCUGCAUACCUGAGUGCACUUGCAGUGACCGUUCUCAUCAUUUACCUCAUGAGUCCACCUGUUACUAAUGCCAUAGAAGGUGCCUUCUUCGUUGCAGCAUUCAUUACCGGCAUGAUCUGUGGUGGCGUAUCACUGGUAUUUUCGGAUAUCACUGAAGGCUUCGGUUGUCUCCUAGGCGGCUUCUGCCUCAGCAUGUGGUUUCUCAGCCUCAAAGCAGGCGGAUUAAUCGCCUCGACAACUGGACGCGCAAUAUUCAUUGGGUGCAUGAGUGCCGGAGGCUAUUCCUUGUCGUUCAGCCAUUAUACUCGUAACUACGGUCUCAUCGCAUCCAUCUCAUUCUCGGGCGCCACGGCUACUGUACUUGGCAUCGACUGCCUUAGCAGCACAGGCUGGAAAGAGUUUUGGCUUUAUUUGUGGAAUCUCAACGAUAAUACUUUCCCGCUGAACACCAAUACAUAUCCUCUUACUAAACACAUCAAGGCUGAGUUGGCCGGAGUCUUCAUAAUCGCGGUAUUCGGCAUUGUGUCGCAGCUCCGUGUUUGGAAAUUGGUCAAAGAGCACCGUGAAAAGAGUGUAGCCCAUCAGCUUGAGAAACAACAGGAUCAGGAUCGCGUGGAAACAGCACUCGGUAAAAGUAUUGAAGACAGCUUCCAACGGGAACGCGCGCAAUGGGAGUCUACCUACGGUGAAAAGGGCAUGCCAGAAUCCUCUGGUGCAAGUUUGAAGGACUCGACUCAUGUUCAGGAAAGAGAGGUCUCUCCCAACGACAGCCUGGAAUUGGUCAACGUAGCUAAGAGUGGUGUUAUACGAUCGACUGACACCGAUACGCCAGCCAAAUCGAAACUCACUGUCAACGUACUCGAAGACGACGCCAUUCACCAUAUCGACGCUCAGGGCAAUCCGAUACCGCACACGCAGAUCAGCAAUCAUGACACGGCUGCCACUGGCAAUGACAUCUUGGAUACAGACCGGCCGCUCGUACCGGCUAGAAGCAGCCUCAGAUCCUCUGUCCCGCCAACUUCUCCAGUCAUGGCCCUCCCGUUCGCAGUACCUGAAGAGGACGAAGCAAAAGACAACGAUGACAACACGUCUACAUCGGCUAUGUCUGAGUCCGAACAUGAGCUUAUUAGCGCGUAUAGGCCUGUUAUGUCGAAGCGUAUAUCUGACAUGUCAGGAAUACAGCACGAGAACCAAACAUCGCGCGAUUGGUUCCAAUCUGGUAUCUCACAUAACAAAGGCGACCGAGCUUCGUCUGUUGCUGCUAUAUUGGACGAAAACCAAGAUAAUACAUCGCUACGCCAGCUCUCGCCAGCCCAGUCACCUACAGGCACAGAACACGACGUGUCGAGAGAAGCAGUCCAAGCUGUUGGGGCUCAACCAAAUGGUCACGCGACCGAGAAAAACAAGGAAAGGGAGGGGUCACCCAUCACCAACGCUGCCGACUCAGCAAGGCCAAUAUUCCGCCAAUCUCUUACCGCCAGUACCGAUCCCAAACACAGUGAAAGUCAGCAAUCGAAGUCAGCAGCAUCGGACGCGCUCUCUGAUGUUGGUAGCCUACAAAACGUCAAGUCAUCUGACAAGGUCUCAAAAGUGGCAUCGUCACACCGAACGAACGAAUGGGCUCAGCAGCUAGAAGCUGCUGACAAACCUGAUUUCCUCGAGCUUGCAGCGUCAACCACACCUCAAGUCACUCUGGAGGGAUAUCCAAAAGAAUUGUCUGCGCCUGUAAGUGAUGAGAUUGCAGCGCCCCUGAAGGACAGUAGACGGAACUCGAAGAGGGCAUCCACUGGAAGCGGGAUGAGGAGAAGCAGCGGCUUUGGACUCGGCCGUUCCACCUCCAACUUCUCAUUAGCCGAGCAGCAAGCCACACCACGAUCGCCGUACAUGCAGACAACAGGAGACCUCUCCCGCUCCAAUUCUGGAACCAACUUCAAUGCUCUGUCGCCGAUGCCGAUGGACACGCUCAUGGGUCAACGAGAAAACCGGAUGAAAAACCGAGUCUCGUCUCACUCGCUGACACCGCACACGUCGUCAGCGAAUCUUCUGGGUGAGCCAAAGGAGCAAGAAGACAUGACGUUGGCUCAGCGACGACAGUUGGUACAAAAGCAGUCGUCUCCUACGCAGCUCCAGCAUCAACCGUCUACCACAUCACCCAGACCUGCUCCUCCUUCGGCGUCACAGAAGUGGCAAAAGAAGAGUGUGGGGGUCAAGGGCGCGCCACUAGGAUUCGACUCGCAUCAGCCUAGCCGGACGACCAGCACUCAAUCCAAGAAGAAACGCGAGGAACUGUACGCCGAGUGGAGGGACUCUGUGCAGGAGGCGACAAGCCCGAAAACAGCAGCUAACAUUGCUGAGCAACAACGGAUUGCGUUGAUCAACGAGAAACGCCAGGCGGAAAUGAAGAAGCAGCAACGCGAGUCGAUGGCUCAGCAGCGGGCUUCGAUGAUGGACAGCAUGAUGCGCAGCGGGCAGAUGCUUGAUGCCCAUCGAGAAGCGAUGCGCAAGCUGCAGGCUAAUGCAGACAAGAAAGCGUAG